Vombatus ursinus (common wombat) is the source of this 808-nucleotide messenger RNA. RefSeq names its product C-X-C motif chemokine ligand 17 (gene CXCL17). Gene Ontology annotation, biological process: positive regulation of monocyte chemotaxis; positive regulation of macrophage chemotaxis; positive regulation of vascular endothelial growth factor production. The record is from RefSeq and is a predicted model, not a curated record. Lineage: Eukaryota; Metazoa; Chordata; Mammalia; Diprotodontia; Vombatidae. The transcript is spliced from 4 exons. Bases 144 to 491 code for a protein of 115 amino acids.
GUCUGCUCCUCCAAUGGGAAGACCUGUUUAGGAUUAAGGAGCACGCCACCACACCUAUUAACCCACACCUGAGCCAGCUUCCUCUCCAUCUGGGACCCAACUCCCACCCCCUGGAUCCAAGACUCAGUAGGACCAGCAGCGAAAUGAGAGCCCCAGUCUUCUUUCUCCUGUUGCUGCUGCUGCUGCCGCCACUGUCUGUUGCCUCCUCCAGCCCCAAUCCAGAGGAUGCUGAAGGCCAGAGGAACCACAAACUGCCUGCAAAGAGGCAUGCCAGGGGUGGAAGGCAGGUGUGUCGGUGCCAAGAUGUCUUCCAGAACAUUCAUGGAGGAAAGAGAGUACAGAGAGCCAAGCCACCUGCAAGACAGUGCCCAUGUGACCGCCUUAAAUACAAACAGAAAAAACCAGGCUUAGGGCAUCGGACGCACUGGAGACGAAGCUGCCUCGGGUUUCUGAAGCAAUGUCAGCUGCGGGACAUCACUCUACCUUUGUAAAAGCGUGGUCCUAUCUGAAGGGCAGCAAGGCCAGCUCUCAAGAGGGCUUUAAUUCAGAAACUACCCCAGGGUCACGUGGACUGCAGGAGCUCCUUGGUCCGAUCCCUCUGGGAAGCAAGCACCUGACCUCUAGUCCCUGUCUCUGCCCACCCUCUCACAGGUCCAAGUUGGGACCGGGAGAGAGGAUGAACCAGUCCCUACAAUCCCUAAUCACCAGGGAAACUUGUCUCCCCAGGCCUUCAGCCUGCCUGAACAUCACCACACCAGCAACAUGUAGCACCCGGGGUCUUCAAUAAAGACGAAAAUAUUUCACCAGU